This is a messenger RNA of Chara braunii, 1055 nucleotides long. The record is from the annotation of a GenBank genome assembly. NCBI's taxonomy places the organism in Eukaryota, Viridiplantae, Streptophyta, Charophyceae, Charales, Characeae.
GCAGAGAUCGAACGGAAAAAGAACAAGCAAGCCGAGGAAGAUCGUAUCAAAUCAAGAAAGAGAAGGAGGACGAAGAGAGAAGAGCAAAGGAUAAGUUGGAGAGAGAAGAAUUGAACAAGUCAAUGAUGGACAACAUGAAAAAGAGAUUGGAUACCGUUUGCUUAGCACUAUUCGGCAAAAGGCUGGACGAGAUUGAGGUGUUGCACAAGUCGGAGGUGUCUCGUGUCACCGUACCGAUAGUGAAGGCUCAGACCGGUGACAAUGUGCUCGCCAAAGUAAUGGCGGAGCAGGAGAGGAUGAAGGUUCAGCUUGAGGAGGCUGCAACUGCUAAAAGACGCUUGGAGAAAAUCGAGAAGGAAAUGGAGAUCCUUCGGCAAGCUCGAGACGAGGCAAAAAUUGAAGCCGAGGCAUGGCGACAGGAAGCAAUUCGACCUGGUUCCAAGCGGGGUUGUGUGGCUUUGUCCACCCCCAGUGCCCAGGCAACGAUGCUGCCUCGGUUCACGCCCACCAAGACUCCGGCGGCACGAGUUGACUAUAAAGAACUUAAAGAGCUGCACCAGAUGGAGGUUGACAAACUCAAGGAGCUUCGAUUGUUGGAACUCAAUGGGAGGAGGGAGGCAGAGCAAGAACAAGAGUUUGCGAAGCAGAAGAUUGUUGAGAUGGAAGCUGGCAGAACGGGUCAUAUUCCGAGAUCUAAUCUCAGGGAACGAUUAGAUGAGGUCGUUGCAGGUUCGGGCAAAGGAAAGAAGAAGAGUGUUACACAGACUCCGAUUCGUUUUAAUGAUCGAGAAGCUUUUAUUAAGGAAACGCGAAAAUCAAUGUCGCAAACCAAUGACAAGUUGAUGGUAAUUUGUGUUGAAGAAGGUAUUAAACAUGUCACCAUAGGACAGAGCAUCGAUGAGAUUGUGGCUCAACGUGUUUUGCAGGUUCUUCCUCCUGCAACUAUAGAUUCAAUUGAGGUUUUCGAUGACUUGGCUGGAAAUGGUUCAUCUAAGGAGGCCGGGGGAGAUUCAACUGCUUUCUAGAAUCUCUCCCGGAUGCGGCUAUACUUUGGG